Messenger RNA from Anguilla anguilla (European eel), 4334 nucleotides. RefSeq names its product B-box and SPRY domain containing (gene bspry). The record is from RefSeq and is a predicted model, not a curated record. The transcript is spliced from 6 exons. Bases 513 to 1937 code for a protein of 474 amino acids. Gene Ontology annotation, molecular function: protein binding; zinc ion binding. Lineage: Eukaryota; Metazoa; Chordata; Actinopteri; Anguilliformes; Anguillidae.
AAAGUGAUAGAAAUGUUAAAACCAGAGCGCCAUUCAGUGGAAUCACCGUGUGACACAAAAAAAGGCAGAUGACGUAGAAAAGAAACCAAGGAAAAGUUAAGCAUUAAUGAGUCAUUCGUUGCCACUCAUUUCUUUGAAGCGCGUUUGCAAACUGUCAUCGGAUUUUCACUUCCGAAAUUCUGAGACUAUCUUACGUGUAAGGACAAUUCUCUGUAGAAAUUUUGCCUCCCUCAAACGCAGUAGCAUAUAGACAUUACUAUUAUUUCCCUCUUUCCCAAAUCCAUUCUUUUUGUCGCAGCCGUUAAACUUGCUUUACAGCUCUGACCUUUAUUAUGCCCGCUACUUCCGCAUUCGUACCUUUCUUCACCUGUCGCAGGUACACAACCUGUCACUUGUAAAUUACCUGCGUCAGUUCGCUGAAACUUAAAGAAGGUCCUUAACUUUAUUGUUUUAUUUUAUUUGUCGAGGCUGCCCAGCCUAAUCGGAUAUAUUUAUAAGUCGUUGGCGGAGCAAUGAGCAGUGAGCCUGGGAGCUGCGAGCUGUUAGCCGUGUCCUUGGAGGACGACGAUUCAGAGCCGGGGUUGGAGACCCGUCGCGACAGUUCGGGUAGCCACCUGGCAAAUGGUGGUUCCAGGACAGGAAUUCUCUCUGCCGAGGGCAAAGAUGCACUUUUGGCGAAUGGUGCGCCUAACUCCGGCACCAACCCGGAGGCGGACUCCGGGUUCACGGCGAGUCCCCUGGACUGUGGGGUGGCCGCGACGAGCAGCAGUUCAGAGGGAACGGCCAUGUGCGCGGUCCAUAAAUCAGAGCUCGACUGGUUCUGUAAAUUAGACGGGAAACUCGUCUGUUCGCACUGCGCAAUAGUGGGGUCCUGUCACGGCCACAGGGUCACCCCUGUCGCCCGAAGAGCUACUGAUGUCCGGAACCAGUUGGUGGACGUGUGUGAAAAGAUUCAGCUGCAGGCUUUGCGGAUCGAGAGCUUUGUCAACAAGACCCUCAUAGCCAAGGAGCGUGCCCUGCACGGAGAGUCCAGCCGGGUGCGGGAGCGACUGAUGGGACAGAUCAGCCUGGUGAGGGAGGCCCUGGAGGAGGAGGAGCAGAGACUCCUGGAGGAGGUGCAGCGGGAACAGGACCGCAUUCAGCAGGGCCUGCUGACACAGAGGGCCCACUGGACCGAGGCGCUGGCCUCGCUCACAGACGUGCGCGCCGACCUGGUGCACACGCUCACUCACAUGGACGACUCCCAGCUCGCAGUCUCCGGUCAGAAAAUAGCAGAAAGGGUGGAAGAGGCAGAAGGAGUAGGCGAGCCCCGGGACACGGAACAGCUGAAUUUGGACCCAGGCUGCAGCAACAGCCGCCUGCUACAGGCCCUCUGGGCCAGCACCAUACUGUCAGGUCCCUCAGGUCUCACCCUGGAGGGCCUGAAAUUUGACGAGCGCACCAUCAGCCCCCUGCUCUCCCUCUCUGAGGACCAGCGCACCCUGACCUUCCUGCCCAAGCGGGCUCGCCGGUCGCCCCAGUACGACCCGGCGCGCUUCGACGCCUGGCCCAACGCCCUGUGCUCGACCGCCCUCUCCGGGACCCACUGCUGGGUGCUGGAGGUGAGGCAGAGCUUCGCCUUCAAGGUGGGGGUCUGCUACGCCAGCAUGUUGCGCAAGGGCUCGGGCAACGAGUCGCGGCUGGGCUACAACGCCCACUCCUGGGUGCUGUCCUUCUACGACGACGAGUUCUCCUUCUGCCACACCGGGCAGCACCUCCCGCUGCGCAUGCUCACCAAGCCCGAGACGGUCGGGGUGCUGCUGGACUGGCCGGGCCAGACCCUGCUGUUCUACGACCCGGAGUCGCGCGCCGUCUUCCACACCGUCUACCACAAAUUCACCGCCCCGCUCCUGCCGGCCUGCGCCGUGGCGGACCACAGCAUCACACUGCUCCACUGAGCUCCAGGGCCCCCCACCACACUGCUGCACUGAGCUCCAGGGCCCCCACCACACUGCUCCACUGAGCUCCAGGGCCCCCCACCACACUGCUGCACUGAGCUCCAGGGCCCCCCACCGUGCUGCUCCACUGAGCUCCAGGGCCCCCCACCACACUGCUGCACUGAGCUCCAGGGCCCCCCACCGUGCUGCUCCACUGGGCCAUGGGCCCCCACCACACUGCUGAACUGAGCUCCAGGGCCCCCCACCACACUGCUGCACUGAGCUCCAGGGCCCCCCACCGCACUGCUGCACUGAGCUCCAGGGCCCCCACCACACUGCUCCACUGAGCUCCAGGGCCCCCACCACACUGCUCCACUGAGCUCCAGGGCCCCCACCACACUGCUGCACUGAGCUCCAGAGCCCCCCACCACACUGCUCCACUGAGCUCCAGGGCCCCCCACCACACUGCUGCACUGAGCUCCAGGGCCCCCCACCCUCACCACACAGCACACUCAGGCUUCAGACCUUCAUAGUUUCUCCAGCACCCCCCCCCCCCAAAUAAUGCCUACAGGGUCCCCCGGACACAGUCCCUACAGACCUGAGGGCACUACAUGGGCCCCCAGAUAGAGCCCCUACAGACCCCGGGCGCAACAGCUCCUUUGCUGAAUGCCCCACCCAUUCAGAGCUCCAGUUAACUGCAGCUCUGUUUUACUGUGAACCAAAAAACUCCAAAGUGUUUUGCUUUAUUCCUGGUCCUGGAGACCCACAGCCCUGGAAAAUGUAGGGGCCUGGAACACUAAGCCAAUGACUUUAGACAUGGUUUAUUUUCAGACCUAACCAGAGAAACAGGCAACAGUUUACUGUCCAGAUUCCACAUAUUGUUACAAAGGACUCAUUAGCAACCCAGGCCAAUCAAAGAUCAAGAUAUAUCUCUGAGCCAAUCAGAGAUGAAGUUAUCCCUUUUGUAGCCUAUCACAGAUAUCAAGUACAUGUGGGGUGGAAGAGACAUUCCAGCAUCUGUACUGGGAAGUAAAUAGAUGCAAAAUGCACAACUGUGAUGUCAUUAUCAGCACAUCACAUGUCCAUUCUGUGGCAAGCAUGUGUGAUGAGGAAGAGGUAGUAGUAAGAGUGAUGUUUGCGUUACCUGGCGAAGAACCCUGUGUUGUGCAAGAUACAUAUGAACACAAGCGUGGUGUUUGGCCUGAGACACAGUGAUUCGUGUUUGUCUAUAUGUCUUUUGCCUGAUAUUCAAAAAUGAAACAAUAAGAAAUCAGUGCUUCUUUGUAUGAAUGGAAAUUUUGUUCUUUUUGCACAAUCUGGGCACUGUGUGCGUAGACAUCAUAUGUCAGUGCAGUUACUAAAAUACUAUUUUUGAAGUAACAAGUCAGCAGCAUGUGAUGUGUCCACUUAUCCGCUUGGCAUACCAGCUGAUUUAUAGACAAAGCACAAGAAAUCUGACAUCUGGAUCAAGAAAGGAAUUUGGCUAGAAUUAAUGACAAUGACUGCAAUUAUGUAAUUAAGACUCAAGUUUGUUGUUUCAUUAAUAAUGGUACAUAAGGUCACCAGAGGACAUAAUUUGUUUCUAAUGUUACAGUGCAGAGGUGUUACUCCCAGAAUAUUAUUUAUUGUGUAUAUUUGCUACUGUUGCAUGGAUAGUAGCGUUGGUCACUCAGUUAUUCUUUAUAAAGCCUUGGAUCAAAUUUAGACAUUCAGAUCUGCGAUUUUGCAUUGAUGAUAAUGUGAAUGAAUGUAUGUAUUAAUAUAAAAAAUCUUUUUUUCCCAAAUUUAAAUGUGGUAUGCAGUCUAAAAGUUUGCUGAAAUACCACCAGGGGGCACAGUAGGAGUGGUCAUGUUCACUGUUAAAAUGAACCGAUAAUAAUAUUAUGUAUAGAUGGUGGAUUUUUAGUGCGUAUCAAUGAUAGGACAAAGAGAAUGUGUGUAUAUACUUCUAAGAGAUUAACUCAAAGUGUUUUUGUAUGAAUUUAUUUGGGAGAAUGUAAUAUGUAAUCCUGAAUAACAGUUUUUUGCCAUGUGAGCAUAUUUCUUUGUAUGAAGGAAAGCCAGCAGGCUUGAUUUGGACAAUCUACUGCAGGUAAUGGCAUAAAACAGUCAUAUGAACUUUGCUUUUUUUCACCGAGAUUUCUAUAAUAAAUGUCAUCAAAGGACUGUUCAUUUAUUUAUUUCAUUAUGGUUGUUCAAUAAACCCGAAUUACUGUCCAUCUGAAUGGUAAAAUCAAAUUUAGAUUGUGUGCAAUUUAUAUGCGUUUUAGACAAAAGACUAUAAUCUCAUUUAUUUUUGCUGAUUUUCCACUGAAAUAGAUGUUUCAUUAUAAAUGUCUUGACACAUUUUCCAUGAUUUAUUGCAGUGUGGUUGCUGAAUAAAUAUGAUUUCUCAUCCAUCUGAAUGAGGAAAUGGCA